AUGGUGUAUGAGAACAUCAUCAAAGUAACAAAGGAAUUUGACUCCAAAUAUUGUAUCAGAGAGGGAGGAACAGGGAGUGUAUACAAGGCAGAGUUAAGCAUUGGUCAAGUGGUUGCUGUAAAGAAGCUUCAUGCAAAUACUGAUUGUGAUGAUCACCAAAUGUCCCAGUAUCAUAAUGCUUUUAUGAUUUAUGAGUUUAUAGAAGGGGGAAGCUUGCAAAAUGUCUUGAACAAUGAGGAAGAAGCAAAAGCAUUCGGUUGGAGCAAAAGGAUAAAUGUUGUAAAAGGAGUUGCGGAUGCAUUAUCCUAUAUGCAUCAUGAUUGUCCACCUCCUAUAAUCCAUCGAGAUAUAAUAACCAAAAAUAUUCUUCUGAAUGUAGAACAUGGUCAAGCUCAUGUUUCUGACUUUGGGAAAGCAAGUCUUCUCAAACCAGACUCAUCCAAUUGGACUUCAUUUGUAGGAACAUUUGGAUAUGCUAUUCCAGAACUUGCUUACACAAUGAGAGUGAAUGAGAAAUGUGACGAGUAUAGCUUUGGAGUGGUGAUGUUGGAGAUACUGAUGGUGAGGCAUCCAGGAGAUCUCAUUUCAUCUCUUUCAUUGUCAUGGUCCUCAUCAUCAUCUGCAACACCAGCUUAUGACCAAGUAGGAGUGAUGGAUGUUUUGGACAGUGCUUACCCAAUUUGA
Messenger RNA from Ziziphus jujuba (common jujube), 684 nucleotides. Its product is annotated as MDIS1-interacting receptor like kinase 2-like. The record is from RefSeq and is a predicted model, not a curated record. Gene Ontology annotation, biological process: protein phosphorylation. The transcript has 3 exons. The coding region runs from base 1 to 684 and encodes 227 amino acids. Lineage: Eukaryota; Viridiplantae; Streptophyta; Magnoliopsida; Rosales; Rhamnaceae. Gene Ontology annotation, molecular function: ATP binding; protein kinase activity.